This is a messenger RNA of Daucus carota subsp. sativus, 1474 nucleotides long. Its product is annotated as chitinase-like protein 1. The record is from RefSeq and is a predicted model, not a curated record. The transcript is spliced from 4 exons. Gene Ontology annotation, molecular function: chitinase activity. Lineage: Eukaryota; Viridiplantae; Streptophyta; Magnoliopsida; Apiales; Apiaceae. Gene Ontology annotation, biological process: chitin catabolic process; cell wall macromolecule catabolic process; carbohydrate metabolic process. Bases 284 to 1231 code for a protein of 315 amino acids.
UCGCAUAAAUAAAAUCCCAACCAUGAGUAAAAGAGUUGAAAUGUAACUUAUAAGCUUAAACAGGGCGGAUGGGUAGUGUCGGUGGGGAUGUGUGAAUCUUCCCUGUUGAUUUUGGAAUCUCAACUAGUCUGAUUGGGAGAGGUGAUCCAACACAAGACAUCACUUGCAUUCUACAUGAAACAAAUAUCACACCAAAACUAAAGUAACAUAGCAGCAGCAGCAUCAUAUAAUUCUAGCGGAUACCAACCAAGCCUAAGUCUUUUGGGUUGCAGGGGAAGCUGAAAUGAAAAGGGGGGUUUUGUUGUUGUUUGUUGUGGUGGUUUUGAGUGUUGGUGUGAAUGGGGAUUCUUCCAAAGAGAUCCUGGUGAAGAAAGUCAAGGGACAUAGAGUUUGUAGUCAAGGAUGGGAAUGUAAGCAAUGGUCUAAGUAUUGUUGUAAUCAAACAAUCUCAGAUUUGUUUCAGGUUUAUCAGUUUGAAGAGCUUUUCUCCAAGAGAAAUACGCCUGUGGCUCAUGCUGUUGGAUUCUGGGAUUACCAGUCUUUCAUUCUGGCAGCUGCUCAGUUUGAGCCUCUUGGCUUUGGUACCACAGGUGGAAAGCUUAUGCAGAUGAAGGAGAUUGCUGCUUUUUUCGGUCAUGUUGGAAGUAAAACCUCCUGUGGUUAUGGAGUCGCAACUGGAGGACCAUUGGCAUGGGGUUUGUGCUACAACAGAGAAUUAAGUCCUAGCCAAUCAUAUUGUGAUGACUCAUACAAGUACACAUACCCAUGUGCUCCUGGGGCUGAAUACUACGGACGUGGUGCUCUGCCUAUCUACUGGAACGUCAACUAUGGCGCUGCUGGGGAGGCCCUAAAGGUGGAUCUAUUGAACCAUCCAGAAUACAUUGAACAGAAUGCUACCCUUGCAUUCCAGGCAGCAAUCUGGAGGUGGAUGACCGAAAUCAAGAAGGGGCAGCCUUCAUCACAUGAUGCUUUCGUCGGCAACUGGAAGCCCACCAAGAAUGACACUUUAGCCAAGCGAACUCCUGGUUUCGGUGCCACCAUGAAUAUUCUUUAUGGGGAAAUGGUAUGCGGUCAAGGUGACAUCGAUGCCAUGAACACCAUCGUCUCCCAUUACCAAUACUACCUUGACUUAAUGGGUGUUGGCCGUGAGCAGGCAGGACCACAUGAAAUACUCACGUGUGCAGAGCAGGAAGCUUUCAAUCCAGCAACCAAAAGUAAAGAUGACUCUUGAGAUAUAUCAUAUCACUAGAACUGCAGAAGAGGAGGCAUGUGCUACGAGAUUGUGUUCCGUUUUAUCUCAAUAAGUUUGAGCAAUGGUUAAAGUUACCAAGUUUGUAUUAAUGAUUUCUUCCCAGUUCUAUAAAAUUUUGAAUGCGCUGUUGCUAAAUGUUUGUGUGUAUGAUUUUGUAAUUAUGCUUUUAUAUAACGAUGCUGCAAAAACAAUUAAUUAUCAUACUUCCUGUUUUUCUUAUAA